Spirodela intermedia is the source of this 942-nucleotide messenger RNA. Lineage: Eukaryota; Viridiplantae; Streptophyta; Magnoliopsida; Alismatales; Araceae. The record is from the annotation of a GenBank genome assembly.
AUGAAUGCUGACGAGAAUCGAAAUGCCCCAUUUCAUAUCCAUCCAUUAGAUCGAGAGCUCACGAGUCAUAUUCAUAGCCAUGUGCUUUUCAUCAUUAAAAAAAGAUGAAAUGAUUAAUAUGAAAUAUGACAUCUUACCUUGCGCACGAGCUAAAUUUGAAAAGUUAAUAAAUAUAAAUUUUUGAUAUUUCAUGUCAUAACCGUCGCAAUAUUUGGUUAAUGCUUGAAACAAAAUAAUGAAACUAAAAAAGAACGAUGGCCAUAGAAAACUAAGUAAAUUGAAUUUAAUCCCUUGACAAUAUGACUUACUAAUCCGAUGCACUGGCCCACCCAUGGGCAGUGAUGGUCAAAUCUCUGGACACAAUUGUUGCAGAUUGAACAAUGAGAAGCGCGGGGCGGACGAUAAAGCAAGCAAGUGUCACAGAACUUUACUUUCACAGAAAAGCCAUUUACAGUGAGUUCUUUAGUACGGGGAAGCUGUACAUGAUGGGUUAUCCCGUUCACCCACUCCAUGGAUUGUGCAGUUCUGUCAAACGCUUCCUCUAAAUCAGGUGGUUGGGUAUUUCUCGGUAUGAUACCUGGAUCUCUACUGGAUGUCAGGAAGAGGAAGAUCAAGUCCUGCAUUUUACAGAAUGCGAAGGUGAAACGUAGCGGGAGAGAAAAAUUUAACUCUCUGAAAUUCUUGAAAGUUGGACAGAUCUGAUCAGGAUAAUUCAAAGAGCUCACCAACACAGUAAUCGCUAUGGCCACGAUCAGAGCAGGAAAUCCAAGGAUGUGAGCCUGAUCUCUGUCCCUCCAGGAACCGUUCUUCCCAGAAGUACUUAUUUUCGAGAUCACUUGAGAGCAAAAAGCGACUGAUGGCCCUGCUAUUAGGAGCGCUGAUAUGAGUAGUGAUGCCACAUCCGGACCAAAUAUCAGCUUCCCACCACAGAAAAACCUCUGA